AUGGAGGCGUCUUUCAAAACAACACGCUGUGAGAGGUACGUCUCGGUCUUUCUAAUUUUCUUUGCAAUGCUUAACGCAGCGUCUGCAGUUACGCACUAUUCCAUCCCGGAGGAGGAGGAACGCUCUGUGGUCGCCAAUUUAGCCACUGAUUUGGGUUUGGAUGUGAAAACACUAACCAAGAGGAAUAUGCGUUUAGACGUCAUAGCUAGCAAAAAAUAUCUGGAUGUGAACAAAGACACAGGAGAGCUGUACAUUGUAGUGACAAUCGACAGGGAGUAUCUAUGUACAACUAAGACAUCGACGUCUUGUUUCCUUAAAAUGGAGGCGAUAAUAGAAAACCCCCAGCGGAUAUUUUACAUCGAAAUAGAGAUAAUAGAUAUUAACGACAACGCGCCUCAUUUUCGAAGGGACACCAUCAAUCUGGAUAUAUCUGAAGCAACCCAGGCUGGAGAACGUUUUUCUGUUAACAAUGCAGUCGACCCUGACGUUGGUUCAAAUUCCGUACAAACAUAUAUUUUAGGCGAAAGUGAGCAUUUCGAUAUAGAAAUCCAAACUGGUAGAGAUGGGUCAAAGUUUGCUGAUUUGAUUCUGAAAAAGGUUUUGGACCGUGAGGCGCAAGCUAUUCAUAAUCUAAUUCUCACCGCUAUAGACGGCGGAGUCCCCACCCACUCCGGUACAGCAAGUAUAAUUGUUCGCGUCCUAGACACGAAUGACAACGCCCCUCUCUUUGAUAGAGAUACUUUCAACGUUAACGUUGUGGAAAAUUCUCCGAUUGGAAGCGUUGUGGUUCAAAUGAAUGCGACUGACUUAGAUGAGGGAAGUAACUCAGAAAUGAUGUACUUCUAUAGUUUGUAUACGUCAGAGAAAACGCAAAACACAUUUAGCUUAAACCCCAACACCGGUGAGAUCACGGUGAAAGAAAUGAUUAAUUAUGAAGACUUUCGGAUUUAUGACAUGGAAGUCAUAGCAACAGACAAGGGAGCCAAUCCUUUAUCAGGUCAGUGUAAAAUAACCAUUCUAGUCACAGAUAUGAAUGAUAAUCACCCUGAAAUAUCCAUCAAAUCAUUCCAGAGUCCAAUCAAAGAGAAUGUAGCAGUAGACACAGUGAUUGCCGUGGUUAGUGUCAGUGAUAAAGAUUCUGGUGAAAAUGGUGUAGUAGAUAUACAUAUUCCAAAUAAUCUACCUUUUGCACUUCGAGAGUCUUCUGAUAACUAUUAUGAACUGGUGGUUUCAGAGCCUUUAGACAGAGAGAAAGUACCAGAAUAUGACAUCACUUUCACUGUUACAGACAGGGGAUCGCCUCCAUUAUCUGACAAUGAAACGAUGACUUUAGAACUUCUGGAUGUUAACGAUAACGUUCCACUGUUUCCUCAGUCGUUCUACGCUAUACCUGUUACUGAGAAUAACGCACCUGGGGCAUUGUUAAGUUCCCUCACUGCGUUUGAUCCUGAUCUCCAUGAAAACCAGUAUCUCGUUUAUUUUAUAAUAGAAAAGGAGAUUGUGAACACCUCCAUGUCCAUGCUGUUCUCCAUCAAUCCAGAGAACGGUAAUCUUUACGCUCUAAAGACGUUUGAUUACGAAAUAGAGAAGGAGUUUCUUUUCCACAUCGAGGCCAGAGACUCCGGUGUCCCUCCACUCAGCAAUAACGUGACUGUGCACAUCAUUAUUAUGGACCAGAAUGACAACACUCCAGUCAUCGUCUCUCCGUGGCGCGCACAUGGAUCGGUAGUCGAGGAAAAGAUCCCCAGAUCCACCGAUAAAGGAUCCCUGGUUUCCAAGGUGAUAGCUAUAGACACUGAUUCGGUACAGAACUCUCGGAUAACAUACCAGUUUCUCCAGGUGACUGACGCCACGUUAUUCAGUCUGGAUCAAUACAACGGAGAGAUCCGGACUAUGAGAAUGUUCAGUUACAGAGACCCACGUUACCAACGGCUGGUUGUCAUCGCUAAGGACAACGGAGAGCCUGCGCUCUCUGCUACUGUCACCAUCAAGCUGUCCACGGUGGAGACUGCUGUUAAAGCCUACUCUGACAUGACUGAAGUACCUCUAGAAUAUGACAUCUUCUCUGACCUCAACCUGUACCUGGUGAUCGGACUGGGCUCGGUGUCGUUUCUGUUACUGAUCACCAUAUUGGUCACCUGUGUGCUGAAGUGUCAGCACCCGAAGCCUAGCAAAGCAGCUCCUCCCUUCAGGAACAGCGUGAUCAGCGAUAGGAACUCCACCAUCGCGGAUUCCACCCUGGUCUCCAACGAUGCCUACUGGUACAGUCUGUUUCUAGCGGAGACUAGGAAGGGAAAGCUGGUAGUCAGACAGCCUGUGCCAAAGGGAUCCAGAUACAUCGUGUCCAGUAUUCCAAGAAGCACGGGACUGACAGAGACCAGCGACUCAGCCGCUUCUACUCUGCAGGUAAGAUAG
Messenger RNA from Hypomesus transpacificus, 2415 nucleotides. RefSeq names its product protocadherin alpha-C2-like. Lineage: Eukaryota; Metazoa; Chordata; Actinopteri; Osmeriformes; Osmeridae. Gene Ontology annotation, biological process: homophilic cell-cell adhesion. Gene Ontology annotation, cellular component: plasma membrane. Gene Ontology annotation, molecular function: calcium ion binding. The record is from RefSeq and is a predicted model, not a curated record.